GCCGCUCACCCAACAACCAACAAGCAUCAGUUCUCAAAAUCAAGAAGCAACAGCAGCCCAUCUCUUGACAAUAUACAAGAGACAAAAUAAAGGAAAUAUUACAAGUGGCUUUUUCUGUUAUUAAUACAUAAUCAACCAUGAGAGUAUUCAUGAUUGUGGCACUCGCCACUGUGGCGAUGGCAAGACCAGAAGCUGGUUACUCUUAUCAACAACCAGGUGGUGGUAAUUCAGGUGGAUUUGGUGGUGUAUCAUUUGGACAAGGUGGACAAAGUGGAUCAGGAGGAUUUGGAGGAUUUGGAGGUGGACAUGGUGGUGGUUCAUCAUUUGUUGGAAGCAGUGGUGGUUCAUCAUUUGCUGGUAGCAGUGGUUCAUCAUCAUUUGGUAGUGGAUUAAGUGGAGGUGGAUCAUCUGGUGGUUUUGGAGGACAAUCCUUCGGUGGUAGCAGCAGUGGACAAUCAUUCAGUGGACAAUCAUUCGGUGGUAAUGCUGGUGGUCUUAUUCAAAAACAUAUUUAUGUACAUGUACCACCACCAGAACCAGUUGAAGAACGUCCAGCAAGACAACAACAACAAUUAGCUGCACCACAAAAACAUUAUAAAAUUAUUUUCAUUAAAGCACCAACUCCACCAACUCCAACAGCACCAGCAAUUCCACAAUUACCAGCUGGUGAUUCUGAAAAAACUCUUAUUUAUGUUUUGGUUAAAAAACCAGAAGAAGCACCUGAAUUUACAAUUCCAACUGCUGCACCAACACAACCAUCAAAACCAGAAGUUUACUUUAUCAAAUACAAGACACAAAAAGAACAAGGUGGUUCAAUUGGCUCAAUUGGUGGUGGAUCAAUUGGUGGUGGCUCAAUUGGUGGUGGUUCAUCAAGUUCAUCAAGUUCAUCAAGUGGUUCAUCUCUCAGUAGUUCAAUUGGUUCAAUUGGAUCAAUUGGUGGUGGUAGUGAUGUUGGAUCAAGUGGACCAUCUGGACCAAGUUCAAACUACGGACCACCAGGUGCAUCUGGUCCAUACUAGUCAAUUAAUAUAUCAACAUUAUGACAACCUUCCAAAAAGAUGACAAAACAAAUAACAAAAAAAAACGAAAGAAAAAAAAACAGAAAAUCAAGAAAAAAAUUAAUAAUAUUAAUAAUCAACCGAAGUAAGCAAGCAAUGAUUAACAAUAAUCAGGAUUAUUAUUGUUAAAUCAUCAUCAUCAUCAUCAUCUCUACAACUCCUCCAUAAUUCUCGUAAUUAAACAAAUUAAUUUGUUUAAUUAUUAACGCCAUUGAUGAUAUUUUGACACUUGUUGUCAUAAUGUCUUUGAAAGAUUAUUGAGAAUUUAUAUAAUACUUGAUUGAUCAUACGAGUGCCCGCUUAAACAACGAUCAACCUUGUGUUACCUCUCUUUUUCUCUCUCAAAUUGUCUUUCUCUAAUUUUAACUUCUUUCAAUCUCAAUUGACCAAUGAAAGAAAAGAAAAAAAAAAGAACACCAAAAAUCUUCCUUAAGAAUGAUUUUACCUCCUCAUUUAAUUGUUUCUUUUUUUUUUUUUUUUAAAUAUAUAUAUAAUUGUUAAUACACACAUACGACUGUAAUAUACUUCACAGAUGAUAUUUUUUUAUAUUUUUAUACCGACAAAAUU
Aphidius gifuensis is the source of this 1625-nucleotide messenger RNA. RefSeq names its product keratin, type I cytoskeletal 10 (gene Grp). Bases 138 to 1019 code for a protein of 293 amino acids. NCBI's taxonomy places the organism in Eukaryota, Metazoa, Arthropoda, Insecta, Hymenoptera, Braconidae. The transcript has 3 exons. The record is from RefSeq and is a predicted model, not a curated record.